Candidozyma auris is the source of this 972-nucleotide messenger RNA. It is a transcript of the gene MRS4, whose product is annotated as Fe(2+) transporter. Gene Ontology annotation, molecular function: ferrous iron transmembrane transporter activity. The record is from RefSeq and is a predicted model, not a curated record. The transcript has a single exon. Gene Ontology annotation, biological process: iron import into the mitochondrion. Bases 1 to 972 code for a protein of 323 amino acids. Gene Ontology annotation, cellular component: mitochondrial membrane. Lineage: Eukaryota; Fungi; Ascomycota; Pichiomycetes; Serinales; Metschnikowiaceae.
AUGGCCGACCAUCCCCAUAUGCUCAGUGAGCCCAUCGAAAUCGACUACGAGGCCUUGCCUGAAGACGCCAGCAUAGCCGCUCACCUCUCUGCUGGCGCUUUUGCUGGAAUUAUGGAGCACACGGUGAUGUUUCCUAUCGACUCCAUCAAAACGAGAAUGCAAAUGAUUGCCCUGGGCCAGCCGUUGAGCAAGUCGGUUAUUGGGUCUAUCUCCAAGAUUUCCUCAUCUGAGGGCGCCUACGCUUUGUGGAGAGGUGUCUCGUCGGUGGUGUUGGGCGCUGGCCCUGCUCAUGCUGUUUAUUUUUCAGUGUUCGAGGCCACCAAGACGAUGUUGGUGAACAGAUUAACGAAUUCCAGAAGCACCAAGAUUGUCACGGAUGAAUCACACCCCUUGAUUGCCUCCGGGGCUGGUAUUGCAGCCACAGUCGCCUCAGAUGCCUUGAUGACCCCCUUUGAUGUGUUGAAGCAGAGAAUGCAGCUUGGUACAUCCACAGCCGACUCGAAGCUCACCCAAUCCAAAUCAGCCAGACUAGUCAAAACAGCAGCCCAAAUUUACAGUAAAGAAGGCUUGUCGGCGUUUUUCAUCUCCUACCCUACCACCCUUUUCACCAACAUUCCCUUUGCAGCGUUGAACUUUGGUUUCUAUGAGUACUCAUCUAAGUUGUUAAACCCGGAGAACAAAUACAACCCAUACUACCAUUGUAUUUCCGGUGGUAUUGCCGGUGGUAUUGCUGCUGCUUUGACCAACCCAUUGGACUGUAUCAAGACGGCUUUACAGACUAGAGGUGUUUCGCAGAACGAGCUGUUGAGAACAAUCAAUGGGUUUGUCAGUGCCGCCAAGGCCUUGUACAAGCAAGGCGGUGCUGGUGCGUUCACCAGAGGACUCAAGCCCAGAAUCAUUUUCAACGUUCCUUCCACUGCCAUUUCAUGGACGGCUUACGAGAUGGCCAAGGAGGUGUUGUUGAGAGACUAG